Messenger RNA from Drosophila takahashii, 1279 nucleotides. RefSeq names its product tetratricopeptide repeat domain 19 (gene Ttc19). Gene Ontology annotation, cellular component: mitochondrial inner membrane. Gene Ontology annotation, molecular function: protein binding. Lineage: Eukaryota; Metazoa; Arthropoda; Insecta; Diptera; Drosophilidae. Gene Ontology annotation, biological process: mitochondrial respiratory chain complex III assembly. The record is from RefSeq and is a predicted model, not a curated record.
UGCACUGUGCACUAUUUCAUAAGUUUCAAUCCGUACCUGCAAAAUACCUGCUUAUAAUAGGUUUUAGCUAAAAAAUGAAUUGAGCCCAACAAUAUGAUUGUGAAAAACAUUGUCAAAUUGACCCAAGUCAUGGGCAGGCUCCGGCUGGUCCCCAAUCCCAGGGAGUACAGUCAUCUGGCGCCGCUGCGGAGGAUCAGUCAACGCCAACGGUCAGGACUGGGAUCACGACCACUGUGCACCUAUGCAGGGGGUCACCAGGUGUCCUGGACAACUCCUCCCGCUCCAAGCUCUUCCGGUGGAAUGUUUUGGGCCUUUUCCGCUGCCUUUACCUUUAAUCUCUUCGGUGGCGGCGACGAAAAGGAGGAGACUCCGGAGGACAAGCUGGUCAAGACCAUCAAGCGAUCGAUCCUCUGCAUCCAGCGGGAGCAGUACGACAAGGCCGAGCAGAUGCUCCACCUGGCCCUGCGAAUGGCCCAGGAUAUUCAGAGCAAGGAUGGCAUCACCUACGUCUUCGAUCUGAUGGCCAAUUUGGCCAUGGAACGGGAGCAGUUCAAGAAGGCGGAGAAGAUCUUUACGGAUGUGAUGAAACGCCUCUUUGCCGACGGCCACACGGAAGAAAGUCCCAAGAUUCUCCACAUUAGCUCCAAAAUAGCGCACAUGUCGCAGCUGCAAGGUGACUUGGAGAAGAGUUUUCAAGGCUUCACCUGGACGCUUAAGCAGCUGGCCAAACUGCUGGAGAAAAUGCCCGACGACAAGGACAUUUUGGAGCUAUAUGGCCUGACAAAGAAUUGGUUCGGCCAGCUGCUGAUGAAGCAGGGCAAGUACCUGGAGGCCAGGAACCUCUUCAAGGAGGCCUUUGACACGCUCAUCGAUGUUUAUGGUGCCGUCAAUGAGGCCUCCGUGACCAUCCUGAAUAACAUUAGUGUGGCGUAUGUGAAUCUGGAGAAAUACCCAGAGGCGAGGGAAACCCUGGAGCAGGCCAUGGAGCUGGCCAAGGAGCUGAAGGACGCCACACAGGAGGGCAUUCUACAGGCCAAUCUCGGUUUAGUUUACUUGCGCGAAGGUCUAAUGGCACAAGCGGAGAACGCCUGUCGGCUGGCGUGGAAAUUGGGCAAGCAGCACCAGAAUCCCGAUGCCAUUGAGCAGGCCGAGUAUUGCCUAAACGAGAUUAAGGCCACCCUCAAUGGGGAGAAGCGUCCGUGAGGUUUCUUUUUACAUUGUAUUUUUGACUAUUUAUAAAAAUUUCAUUUCAAAGUAAAGCGCAAAUUUUGAAGGCUUA